Messenger RNA from Drosophila erecta, 1287 nucleotides. RefSeq lists its product as uncharacterized. The record is from RefSeq and is a predicted model, not a curated record. The transcript is spliced from 5 exons. Lineage: Eukaryota; Metazoa; Arthropoda; Insecta; Diptera; Drosophilidae. The coding region runs from base 1 to 1287 and encodes 428 amino acids. Gene Ontology annotation, cellular component: proton-transporting V-type ATPase complex.
AUGUAUUUCUUUGCAAGUCUCCUAUUAAUAAUUCCUUUCUCCUUCGCCUCCGCCCAAGUGACUAGUUCACCGCCGGUUUUGGUCUGGGGAGUCGAUACCCCCAAGCCCACCAGUAUUUUUCGGCCUGUAAAAACGACACAGUUUGAAAAGAUAAUACGCAAUCUGCAGACGAAUAAUAUGAUAAUUAUCUACUUGGCCACGGAGCUGGCUGCCAAGGAUAUAAACUGCGACGUGUGCUUUCCCUACCUCAGCAAGAUCCAGCCCAUGAACUACUACAGCCAGGUGGAGGAGCCUCUAAAGGCCGUGGAACAGGUGGCUGAACAGACGGACGAGAUUAUUUGGCACACCCCCAAGAUCUCAGAAAUGGACAGCUUGGAGGCGGAAAUGGAGCUUUCUUGCCAAAAAGGGCAGAUACACGCGUUCCGCUUUAACGAUCGCAAUGUGGUAGCUCACGACGCGGCAAUGGCGGUGGCCACCUAUCAGUUCACCGACUGCCCGGUGGUGCAUGUGUACACCGCUUACACGGAGGAGGACAAAGCGCUCCAGCGUCGCAGAACCCACAAGACCCAAGCCAUUAAAUCGGAGCAAUCGAAGAAGGUCGGUGGAACGUCGAGCCACUAUGAUGACGGAUUCAAUUUAACGCCGCAGCUGGGCAGCUACAGCAAGGUUGAUAACAUGACCGUGCUGCGUCACGAAAUGGUCAUCCUCACCUUCCGCAACAUCCUGUUGGCCACCAAGAAGAUGCCCUCCGUGUUCUCCCCCUUCAACCGAACGAAUGUGCUGCUCACCCCGGGAAGCGAAGAAGUGGAGGUGGGCCUGCUCAAUGGCCAAAACAUUUUCGGCGGCAUCGUGUUGGUGCUGAAUACAGAGCUCAGUCCGCUGAUUGUGGAGCUGAUGCCAUCGCAGGGCAAUUGGUACCUCACGCGCAUAAUCUUCAUAAACCAGACCCACUACCCACGCGAUCUCAUCUUCUUCGGCUUCGAGUUCAGUCUCUGCUGCAGGGACAUCACUGUAUACUCCACGGCGGCGGGGCGCCUCAGCUUCUUCGACUUUCAUCUGGAUAUCCUGUGGCAGGACAAGCAGACCGGCAUGGACGUGGAGCACGAGGUGAAGCCCUGCUGGGACUGCUCCAUACUUAUGACGCCGACCCUGACGCAGACCAUCUUCGUGAUGGUGGUCAUCAUGGCGAUACUCUGGAUGGGCAUGGCCAUGUUGCUUUCGAUCGGCCAGAACCACAUGCUGCAGAACGCCAACGAUCCUGACCUGCACAUCAAGACGGACACCUAG